AUGGAGAAAGUGCAGAGGCUUUUUGUUGUGUUCCUGUUGGGUUCUGGUUGGUGUCCUGUUGGGUUCUGGUUGGUGUCCUGUUGGGUUCUGGUUGGUGUCCUGUUGGGUUCUGGUUGGUGUCCUGUUGGGUUCUGGUUGGUGUCCUGUUGGGUUCUGGUUGGUGUCCUGUUGGGUUAUUGUUGGUGUCCUGUUGGGUUCUGGUUGGUGUCCUGUUGGGUUCUGGUUGGUGUCCUGUUGGGUUCUGGUUGGUGUCCUGUUGGGUUCUGGUUGGUGUCUUGUUGGGUUCUGGUUGGUGUCUUGUUGGGUUCUGGUUGGUGUCCUGUUGGGUUAUUGAUGGUGUCCUGUUGGGUUAUUGAUGGUGUCCUGUUGGGUUAUUGA
This is a messenger RNA of Knipowitschia caucasica, 378 nucleotides long. The record is from the annotation of a GenBank genome assembly. NCBI's taxonomy places the organism in Eukaryota, Metazoa, Chordata, Actinopteri, Gobiiformes, Gobiidae.